CUUUUACAUAUAAACUUCGAUGUAUGAAUCGCCUGCCUUCAGAUUACUAUCAUGCUUUCACGGGAACCAUAUAAAGGACCAACGCGAAAGCUAGUGCUUGCAUUCGAUGUUGGGACCACGUUCAGUGGAGUCUCGUAUUGUAUACUAGAUCCAGGGGAGGUGUCUAUAAUUCGAGGAGUAGCAAGAUAUCCUGGGCAAGAGCGUGUCGGAGGUGAUUCCAAAAUACCAUCAAUUCUCUACUACGACCUUCAGGGAAACGUCCGAGCCGUGGGUGCUGAGGCUCUGCAGGAGCAUAUCAUCGAACAGGCAGAAGACGAGGAAUGGGUGAAGCUUGCAUGGUGGAAACUUCAUCUUCGCCCCAAGCAUCUAGCAUCGUCUCACAUACGAGAAGGCGAUAUAGAACCUCUCCCACAAGGCAAAUCUGCAGUAGAAGUCCUCGCUGACUUCAUGCGCUACCUCUUCCAAUGCGCUCGAACUUAUAUCCAGGAAUCACAUUUGGGCUUGUGGGGAUCGAUCAAGAACUCCAUCGAGUUCGUAUUCACACAUCCGAACGGUUGGGAAGGCCAACAACAACAACAAAUUAGACGCGCUGUUGAGCUCGCUGGCCUUAUAUCAUCUAAAGAGGAGCAAUCGCACGUGCACCUCUUGACUGAGGGCGAAGCGAGUCUUCAUUUCUGUGUUACUAAUGUGAUUACAUCAGAUACAUUCUCCAGAACCCCAGGCCCUAUAGAGGUGCCAAAUUGCUCCGAUACAUUCUCCAGAACCCCAGGCUCUACAGAGGUCCAGGGAGUCAUUAUUGUUGAUGCCGGAGGUGGAACCAUCAACCUCAACAGCUACUCGAUGAAGCCAUCUGCGACCUCUUUCGAGGAGAUUGCCCCAGCUGAAUGUUGCCUGCAGGGCUCAGUCUUUGUUACUAGUCGCGCUCGUACUCUUCUACAAGAGAAGCUUUUGGGCUCGGAGCACUAUUCCAACCCCGAUAUUAUCGCACAAAUGACAGAAACCUUCGACAACAGCACGAAACUUGGGUUCCGUAAGCCCGAUGAACCAUCUUACACCAAGUUUGGUACUAUCCGUGACAAGGAUCUGAAGUACAACAUUCGAUCAGGGCAAUUGAAAUUGGCUGACCAGGACGUCGCCAACUUGUUUGAACCAUCCAUCGAAGCGAUCAUCAAGGCUGUUGAGCAGCAGAGACGCGCGGCUUCGAUUCCAAUUAAUUUGGUUUGUUUAGUUGGUGGUUUCGCUGCCAGCGAUCGGCUGUUCGUGAGACUCCAGGAAUAUUUUCUACCCUUAGGCAUCAACUUCUGUCGCCCUGAUGCUCAUGCCAAUAAAGCUGUUGCUGAUGGAGCAGUUUCGUUCUACAUUGACCACCUAGUGUCGUCUCGAGUUGCACGUGUCACUUAUGGCAUUGAAUGCAAAUGGCAGUACAACUUUCAAGAUCCUGAACACCUAGCCCGACGACAUAAAGCUGUCAUCGAUGUGGACGGCAAAACGUAUAUCCAAGAACAAUUUGAGAGUAUCUUGCUGAAGGGAACUCAAGUAUCUGAGCAACGCGAAUUCCGGAAGCCCUUUUUUGCUACCCGGAAAUCUCUUGCCGAAUGCAAGAGUUACAGCACGGACAUAAUGUGCUACAAGGGCGCCCUCCGGGAGCCGCGGUGGUUGGACAUUGAACGGUCCUCAUUUGCCACGCUAUGCACGAUUCAUGCCGACCUCCGCGAGCUAUCUCGAACACUUCGUCCCAAAAGAUCGGCUUUAGAUCAAUCGAAAUAUUAUGAAUUUGGAUUCGACGUCGUCCUUUUAUUUGGCUGCACAGAACUGAAAGCCCAGAUCAGUUGGAAGGAAAAGGGUGUUGAAAUGCGGGGCCCGGCAAGUAUAGUCUACGACGAGGUAGUAUAGGGAUCUGGCCUCAGAGAGGAGUGCCAGAGGUUAUCGGAGGUGUCAGAGGUCCAGUAGUCCAUAUAAGAUAGAGCCAUGUUUUCGUAAGGUUACUAGGUCUUCAGUCUUCCAUGGCCACCAGCAGUUGCUUGGUUGGUUUGCUAGUCCCUCAGCUUGUCAGGUGUGGCCUCUCCAAUGAGUAGUGUCAAGACCGAACUGCAGCUC
Molecule: messenger RNA, 2097 nt
Organism: Suillus discolor
Lineage: Eukaryota; Fungi; Basidiomycota; Agaricomycetes; Boletales; Suillaceae
Exons: 13
Coding region: 52-1893 (613 amino acids)
Source: RefSeq, a predicted model, not a curated record